Molecule: messenger RNA, 1449 nt
Organism: Rhagoletis zephyria (snowberry fruit fly)
Lineage: Eukaryota; Metazoa; Arthropoda; Insecta; Diptera; Tephritidae
Product: 52 kDa repressor of the inhibitor of the protein kinase-like
Molecular function (GO): protein dimerization activity
Source: RefSeq, a predicted model, not a curated record
AUGUCCAAAGAAGUUAAUAAGGAGGGUUGUAAUGUUGAUGAAGUGGGUGAAGAUGUUGAUAGAGAGGGUGAAGAUAAGGAAGACGACGUAGAAUUAUCACUGACCGGGGUUGCUCUAGGAAACAUUGUUUUGAAGGCAAUGAAGAAACUAAAUUUGAAUUUAGAAAACUGUAUCUCGAUAGGGGCUGAUGCGUGUGCCGUCAAUAUUUCGGAAAAAUGUGGAGCAGUCAAUGAAAUCAAAAAAGAAGCAAAAAACGCUGCUAUGGUACUGUGCAUGUCCCACAAGCUCAACAGCAGUCUCAUGAAAUCUUCUAAUAUUCAGUCAAUUCAGAAAGUUUCCAACAUAAUACGAGAGGUGACAAAAUUCUUCCAGAACGCACAUCCUAAACGUUCAACAGCAUUAUCAAAAAUACUUGGACACAAACUUAAGAGUUUAUGCGAUACAAGAUGGGUCGAGCGACAUGACUCUGUACUCCAGUUCGUCGCAGACUUUCCAAGGAUUAUCGAGGCGUUGAAUAAAGUAUGUAAGUGGAACAACAGGGAAACGGCUGGUAAAGCAACAGUACUUAUCGCUGCUCUGAGCUCGUUCGACUUCGUUAUUGGGCUUUUUUGCUUAAGUGAUGUUUUAUCUUUGACACGCCCCCUUAGUGUAUCCCUUCAAAAAGAAGACAUGGAUUUCGCAAACGCCUCCCAAAAAAUUGAAUCUCUAAUUUCAGUUUUGGCAGAUCAAAGGCAAGAGGUCGAAGAAAAGUUCAAGCAAAUAUUUACAGAUGCAACGAAAUUGGCAGAAGAAUUAAACAUAGAAGUAAAGAAACCAAGAACAACUGGUAGGCAAGUGAGACGUGAAAAUCACGACACAUCUAAUUGUGAGGAUUACUUCCGAGUCUCCAUGUACAUUCCUCUUCUGGAAAAUAUUAUAGAAGACUUGAAAACUCGAUUUUCUCAGGAAAUCCUGGAGGGCUUUCAAUUAUGUUCAUUGCUCCCGAAGAAUAUUAAGGAUUUGACAUCGAAUGAAAUUACACAUUUAAUUAAUUGUUUGAUACAACGAUUCUGCAAUCUUUUGAAGGAAGCAGAAAAACUUCUUUACCUUAGACUUAAAGGAGAAAUGACCCACUGGCAAUACUUUUGGAAACAGAAGACAACCAACAUUUCUAAGGAAAACUCUGAAAUACCGCUAACUGCAUUGGAAACUUUAGAACUUUGUGACAAAGAUGUUUAUCCAACCAUUCACGCUUUGCUCAGAAUUCUAUGUACAAUGUGUGUCACCAAUGCAAGCGCCGAGCGUUCUUUUUCAACACUACGUCGUCUGAAAACUUGGCUCAGAACGGCCAUGCUUCAACAAAGAUUGGUCGGCCUAGCACUACUUAAUAUUCAUCAUGACAUCGAAGUGAAACCAGAAGAUAUCAUCGAACGGUUCGCGAAUCUGGGAGCACACAGAAUAGUUCUGUAA